This is a messenger RNA of Lactuca virosa, 1418 nucleotides long. The record is from the annotation of a GenBank genome assembly. Lineage: Eukaryota; Viridiplantae; Streptophyta; Magnoliopsida; Asterales; Asteraceae.
CGCUUUCCCUCGUCUUCUCUAUCCGACGUCUGUUCUUCACACGGCGAAUUCAACGAUUUUUUCCGAUCGCCACCGUCAUGUCUCAGGUUGAUAACAGAAACUCCUCUGCGGCCAAACGUGCCAGAACUGAUGGGGGUCGUAGAGAAGAUGAUUGGACUUGCCCUAGCUGUGGAAAUGUGAAUUUCUCUUUCAGGACAACAUGCAAUAUGCGCAAUUGUACACAACCUAGACCAGCCGAUCAUAAUUCUAAAUCUGCUGGAAAGGCAAUGCAGACCCCACAAGGGUAUUCAUCUGCUACUGCUGGUCCUUACGUUGGUUCUGGUGCACCUUCAUCAAUGUAUAUUGGUGUACAACCUUAUGGCUCCUCUCUCUCUAUGCCUCCUUAUGAUGUUCAUCUUCCCUCUGCUUAUCAUUAUAAUUAUGGAACUCGCCUUUCUGGAGGUAGCCCCUAUCGACCCCUCCCACCCCCCUACUCUGGUGGCUCAAUGAUAGGUGGUAUGUAUGGAGUACCUCCAAUGAUGGACCGAUACUUGCCUUUGGGCCACACUGCUGCAAUGGGUCCACGACCUGGGUUUUAUCCAGAAGAGAAAGCAAAGAAAGAUGGGAAAAGCGACAAUGAUUGGGUAUGCCCUAAUUGUGGAAAUGUGAAUUUCUCAUUUAGGACAGUUUGUAACAUGAGAAAAUGCAAUACACCUAAGCCAGGAUCUCAGGCUUCAAAGUCAGGCAAGAACUCCAAAGGAGAUAUGCCUGAUGGGAGCUGGAAGUGUGAUAAAUGUAACAACAUAAACUACCCAUUCAGAACAAAAUGCAACAGACAAAACUGUGGUGCUGAAAAACCAUCAGAAUCCGGGAACUCCCCUUCAGAAGAAGCAGAAGAAAACGAUCAGGUGAUAGCGAGAGUAGGGUGAUGUUGUGGCAACUGUGGAUGAAUAUGGCCAUGAAGGCAAAGAUGAGAAUGGCAAGGUGCCAGGUGGCAGUAGCGGUGGCUCUGCCAGGUGUUGGUUGAUGAAGAGUGGUGGCCGGUGGGGGAGGGAAGGAGCAUUUCAUCAUGAGAUGGGUUUUUGCGAAGGAUCAAAGGAAUUGAAAUUCGAUCUUUUAUUUAACCAAAACAAGGGGUUGUAAUGGAUUUUAAUUCCAAAUCCCUAUAAAAGCAAACACACCCACAUUAUGAAGCUUGGUUACAUCCUGUAGUUUUUUUAUAUAAUCACGUGGGUUUGAAUAUAUAAAAAAUGACGACAGUUGAGCAGCAAGAGCGUAUAUUAGGAAAGCUUUUGAUUUGAAGGGUUGUGGCUCGUCUAAUUCUAACCAACAUUUGCAGAAUGAGAUCCCAUGUAAUGUAUUUUUUUAUACUAAAAUGAAAUUGCGAACAUGAUUUUACUUUCUUUUUAGCGGUGCGCCAUAUUUAUAUUUUUUAAAUA